CUACCAUCACCCUGCCAAAUAAUCACCUCCCUCAUCAACCAAAUUAAGUCCCUCCCCCCGCCCUCACCAACUACAUCUCCACCCUCCAACCCCCUUAACACUGUCUCCGCAUCAGCCCGCCAACUCUUCAUGUCUCUCCACUGCCUCCUGCCGUCCGCAUUUCUCCCGGCUCUCGAUCUCCUGGAUAAAUCCCUGGUGACCAGAUACACAACCGACUCCGGAAACUCUGUGUACUACGUGAAGUCCACACAGUCGCUGUCACGGGGAAAGUUUUCGACUGCUGGGCCCGUUUAUGAGGUUAGAACUAAGGCGUGGAGCUGUAGUUGUUCUAGGUUUGCGUUUGAGGCUUUUGGGGGGUUGGGGGUUUGGGGGGAAGAUAAACAGGAGGUAGAUGGGGAGGGGGAGGGAGGAGAGGAUGGGUGGAGGUGGGGCGGGAAGAUUGGAGGUGGGAGUCCGCCGGUUUGUAAGCAUCUUGUUGCUUGUGUGCUGACCGAGAGGUGCUCGGAGAUGCUAGGGGGGUAUAUAAUUGAGAAGAGGGUUGGGUUGGAGGAGUUGGUUGAGAUGGCCUUUUCGUGA
Messenger RNA from Tuber aestivum (summer truffle), 576 nucleotides. NCBI's taxonomy places the organism in Eukaryota, Fungi, Ascomycota, Pezizomycetes, Pezizales, Tuberaceae. The record is from the annotation of a GenBank genome assembly.